GGAGUUCCCUGCCGGGAAAAGUCUCAGCCCUGGGUGUGGAAACCGCGCCGUGGCCUCGUGGCCGGCGGCCAAAACGAUGACGGGGCCCUCCUGCAGCUGCUCCUGCUGCUGCUCCUGCCGGCUCUCCCGCGCUCCCAGAGGUUCCCGUCCUUCCCGGAAUUCUGCCUGCGGGACCGGGAUUACCGGGAGCUGCUGGAAUUGGCCCGGGAGGGGUUGGGCCCCUCGGCCCGUCCCGCCAGGGUCGUCGUGGUCGGGGCCGGGAUCAGCGGCCUGACGGCGGCAAAGCUGCUCCACGACGCCGGGCACCAGGUGACCGUCCUGGAGAGGAGCGGCCGAGUGGGCGGCAGGAUCUGGACCUACCGGCCCCGGGGCCGGGACUGGUACGUGGAGCUGGGGGCGAUGAGGCUGCCGGGCAAGCACAGGUUGGUGCGGGAGUUCAUCCGCCAGUUCCGCCUGAAGCUCAACCCCUUCGUCCAGCGGGACAACAACACCUGGUACCUCCUCAACGGGGCCCGAGUCAGGGCCGGGGAGGUGGAGAGGAACCCCCAGGUCCUCAACUACCCCCUGGAGCCCUGGGAGAGGGGCAAGAGCGCUGGGCAGCUCUACAGGGAGGCCCUGCACAAGGCUUUCAAGAAGUUCCAGGACAUGGACUGCCAGGAAUUCCUGGCUAAACACGACUCCUUCUCCACCAAGGAGUACCUGAUCAAGGUGGGGGGUCUGAGCCGGGGGGCCGUGGACAUGAUCGGGGACCUGCUGAACGAGGACUCCGGGUUCUACCUCUCCUUCCUCGCCUCCCUCUGGGACUUCGACGUCUUCUCCAACGAGACCUUCGACGAGAUCACGGGGGGGUUUGACCAACUGCCCGAGGCCUUCCAGAAGUCUCUGCCCGGCGUCAUCCGCUUCAACUGCACCGUGGAGACCAUCGUGAGCAAGGGGGACGAGGUGCGGGUGUUUUACCGCGCCCCGGACACUCUGGCCCCGACGGCCGUGGCAGCCGACUACGUGCUGGUCACCUCCACGGCCAAGGCCACGCGGCACAUCCGGUUCCUGCCGCCCCUCUCCCGCGCCAAGGCCCACGCCCUGCGCUCCGUCCACUACGCCGGCGCCUCCAAGAUCGUCCUGGCCUGCUCCGAGAGGUUCUGGGAGAAGGACGGGAUCCGCGGCGGGCAGUCCGUCACCGACCGCCCCUCGCGCUUCAUCUACUACCCCAGCCACAACUUCUCCAGCGGCGUGGGCGUCCUGCUGGCCUCCUACACCUGGAACCGCGACUCGGAGUUCUUCCUGCCGCUGACGGACGAGCGGGCGGUGGAGGUGGUGCUGCGCGACCUGGCCGACGUGCACGGGGUGAGCCGGGACUUCCUGCGCCUGGCCUGCGACCGCCACGUCGUGCAGAAGUGGCAGCUGGACCGGCACGCCAUGGGGGCCUUCGCCGCCUUCACCCCCUACCAGUUCGCCGACUACUCGCAGGCGCUGUUCGCCGCCGAGGGCAGGGUGCACUUCGCCGGGGAGCACGCGGCCCAGCCCCACGCCUGGAUCGACACCGCCAUGAAAUCGGCCGUCAGGGCCGCCGCCAACAUCCACCACGAGCGCGGCGCCGGCGGCCGGGCCGGGAGCUCCGUGGGGAGGGAAGGGCUGUGAGGGGAGGGAAGGGCUGUGAGGGGAGGGA
Chiroxiphia lanceolata (lance-tailed manakin) is the source of this 1666-nucleotide messenger RNA. RefSeq names its product interleukin 4 induced 1 (gene IL4I1). The record is from RefSeq and is a predicted model, not a curated record. Gene Ontology annotation, molecular function: L-amino-acid oxidase activity; polyamine oxidase activity. NCBI's taxonomy places the organism in Eukaryota, Metazoa, Chordata, Aves, Passeriformes, Pipridae. Gene Ontology annotation, biological process: amino acid catabolic process. The annotation marks the transcript as partial. The transcript has 7 exons.